AUGCUUGUUACACGGCAAUGCGAAACAGGACGGAACACUUGGUCCUCUAAUAAACUUGGGUCUGCUAACUUCGCGUCUCCACGGAUGGCGAACUUUGAGGCUAUACCGCCGCAGCCGGACUGGCGAGAACAGUACUCUUCGUAUCAACUCUCUGGAGAGAAUGGCAUGGUCCACCAAAAUUACGAGCACUCUGCUGGCUCCAACACAAACACCAGUCAACAGCAACCAGCUACCAGACCAACUUUAGAACAUCGACACACACUUGGCCCAAUAAAACCGGAAGGUCCGCCAACUCCUACCAUAGAACGACCAGACUCCGCUCCGGGAGAUUGCGGCCAAUCUUCUGUCAACAGAACUCGAGAUGAAUCUAUGGUUUCGACAGAAUCAGCACCUCUUUCACUUGGGCCGAUCGCACCGAAUUCAACAUCAUCUGCUUCAAGCGCACCACAACAAGGAGCAGGAGUACUCAUGAAUGAAGACGCGUCAGCUCUCUUGAGUCCCAAGGAAGAAGACGAUGACGAUAUCGAUGAUGACGACGAUAUGUUAGAUACUGAAGAUGGAACUUCAUCAACGCCGCAGACGGCGGCUGAACGCAGAGCUGAACGUAGGAAGAUGAAGCGAUUUCGUCUCACUCAUCAACAAACUCGAUUUCUUAUGAGUGAAUUCGCGAAGCAAGCUCACCCAGAUGCUGCUCAUCGCGAGCGUUUGUCACGAGAAAUUCCAGGCCUUAGUCCAAGACAAGUGCAGGUAUGGUUUCAGAACCGACGUGCAAAGAUCAAGAGACUUACUGCGGAUGACCGAGAGCGAAUGAUGAAGAUGAGAGCCGUACCAGAUGAUUUCGACAACGUACAGGCUUUACAUUCUCCUUACGGAGCUGUACACGGUAUUGGAACACCAAUGCAAUCGCCUGUCGAUUUUGUGCCAAAUUACGCGGAUCAUAUGAUACGACCUUUGAUGGUAGACACCAUGCGCAGACAUGAACAAGAAGACCACAUGUCGCCGGGGGGCAUGAGCCCUGGAUAUGGACAUGUUGGAUAUACUCCGGGAAGUUCCAUUGGAACACCUGAUGUCCUCUCACCAUUGUCCAUUAAUUCGUCUGAUCGAUACUUCUCCAGCCAUCUUUCGAGUCCGAUGAGCUCAGGGCCAAGGAGCUCAAAUCCAUUUGAUCGACCACCUCCGGGUUAUCAAGCUGUUUCCCAUUCCCAGCAAAGACAUCACGGCGGCCGACCAUUACAACCAUUACAGCUUCGAGAGACAAUGUCAAGAUCUCGAUCAGAGUCACUUCAGUCGCCAUUGAGAUCCAGUAUGUCUUGGAAAGGUGAAACUUUAGAUUAUGCCAAUUAUCCGACUGGGCAACCAAGUCCUCAAUCAUCUGGACGUCAACAAUCAAUGUACCAGCCCGAGCAGAAUAACGCGGUCAAUGCGCACCAAUUUGAGUCAAACUCUUACCAAAGCUCCAACAUUCAAAACUCACCACAAAACAUGAGCUAUUCACCAUCGCAUCCUCCAUCAUCUUUGCAACAAUCAUCACCAGCUGCCAUGUCCCGUUUGCGAGCUUCCACCGGGGGUGCUUUCCCCCAUGGUCUUGACCUACGCAACCAAUACCGACCUCUCCCCCACCAAGGUCCAUCACAUCUGCCUCCUACUUCCCGCUCAUUCGCGCCCUCAUACUCAGCAGGUUUUGCCAGCGCACCUUUAACGGCGCCAAUGGAAUUCUCCCUCCCUCGGACACCAAGCGACGCAACCCAUCCACAAUUAAGUGCGCCAAUGGCACCGCCGCAAGAUUUCGCAAACGCGUACAACGCAUCAAGAGCUCCACAAAGUGAGCGAGAAUUCAGCUCCCAAGGUCAAGAACAGCAGCAUGCUCAAAGCCAUGCACAGCCUGAACAUCAACCACAAAGAAAUAACAGCGACGGUUCAUCGUAUCUUCGACCCAACGAAUUCCAAGCAAAAGAUAACCGCAAAAGAAGCUUUACUAUGCCUGGAUCUUAUGCCCCUUCUCAUAUGUCUUGA
Messenger RNA from Botrytis deweyae, 2013 nucleotides. RefSeq lists its product as uncharacterized. The record is from RefSeq and is a predicted model, not a curated record. NCBI's taxonomy places the organism in Eukaryota, Fungi, Ascomycota, Leotiomycetes, Helotiales, Sclerotiniaceae. Bases 1 to 2013 code for a protein of 670 amino acids. Gene Ontology annotation, cellular component: nucleus. Gene Ontology annotation, molecular function: DNA-binding transcription factor activity; RNA polymerase II transcription regulatory region sequence-specific DNA binding. The transcript has 4 exons. Gene Ontology annotation, biological process: regulation of transcription by RNA polymerase II; cell differentiation; anterior/posterior axis specification.